Grus americana (Whooping crane) is the source of this 2393-nucleotide messenger RNA. It is a transcript of the gene EFNA4, whose product is annotated as ephrin A4. Gene Ontology annotation, cellular component: plasma membrane. The transcript has 6 exons. The record is from RefSeq and is a predicted model, not a curated record. Bases 25 to 648 code for a protein of 207 amino acids. Gene Ontology annotation, molecular function: ephrin receptor binding. Gene Ontology annotation, biological process: axon guidance; ephrin receptor signaling pathway. Lineage: Eukaryota; Metazoa; Chordata; Aves; Gruiformes; Gruidae.
CCCCCCGCCGCCGCCGGCGGAGCCAUGCGCCCCGCGCCGCUGCUCGGGCUCCUGCUCUCGGUGCCGCUGCUCUGGGCGCCGCCGCCGCCGGUGCGCGGCCUCCGCCACGGCGUCCACUGGAACGGCAGCAACCCCAGGUUCCUGCGGGAUGACUACACCAUCCAGGUGGCCAUCAAUGACUACCUGGACAUCUACUGCCCGCACUACAAGGGCGCCGUGCCCGCCGGCCAGGCAGAGACCUUCACGCUCUUCAUGGUGGACCUGGAGGGCUACCGCGGCUGCUAUGAGACCCCCGGCUCCUUCAAGCGCUGGAAGUGCGACCGGCCCCAGGCGCCCUUCGAGCCCGUCCGCUUCUCGGAGAAGAUCCAGCGCUUCACCCCCUUCUCACUCGGCUUCGAGUUCCAGCCGGGGGAGACCUACUACUACAUCUCUGUCCCCAGCCCCGAGAGCGCCGGGCGCUGCCUGAGGCUGCGCGUCUCCGUCUGCUGCAGAGGCACCACGCCGGAGCCGGUGACGGAGGUUCCCAAUUCGCAGCCCCAUGGGCGCGGGGGGCCAGAGGACGCGGUGCCUGCCCAGGACACCGCAGCCCCGCUGCAGCCCUGUACCCCAUGCCUGGUGCUCAUGCUCCUCACCCUGCUCCGGAUCUGACCCUCGGCACUGCCCAUGGCGGGGAGACGGGCUCCUCCGCCCCACUGCCCGCUUCCAGACUCUUCCUCUGCUGCCAUCGACCCCCGAGCCCAUGGGGCAGCCCGGGCCACGACUCACCCGCCAGACCCCCACGGAGCCAAGCCGGGGCCAGGAGCUGCAGGCUGGAAGGGACGUUGCUUCCCACCGGCAUUACUGCACGCUGGCCCCACUGACCGCCCUGCCCCGGCGCUGGGCUCCCCGCAGCUUGGCGGACGCCUGCUCUGCCCCAGGGCCGUCACCUCAUCUCGUGCCUUCCCCUGCGGAUCCCCUGCCCUGGGGGGCCGGGGACCCCCAGGCCCUGGAGCAGGGCGGCAGCUCCUCCGGGCACCGGACGGAGUCAAGCGCCCAGCCCCUCCGCUGCCUUGUCCUCCGGCGAGGACACACCAAUCUGUCUUCUGGGAAGACGCCCUCCAUGCCGUCACCGGCUCCUUACGGUUUGGUUUUAACCCCUGGUAGUGACUGAGCCGAGCAAUACAGUGUUUGCAAGAUUGCUGUGCCCUCGGGCUGUGCAGCCCCCACCCCUGGCCUUGCGCUGCCUGCAGUCCCCUCCUGCCUGCGCCCGCCUGCCCGUGGUCCCCGUCCCCGCAGGGAUGCUGGGGUGCCGGCCGGGGCAGCUUCUCCCUGGGGGGGUGCCUGUGCCUCUCGCUGCGACCUUUCAGGCCGGGGGUUCAAUUGCAGCGAUUUGAUAUUGAGACGUUGGCUCAUGUCACGGGGAGAGCUUUAAUUACAGAUGACCUGCCUGCAAUUAGUGCCUGGCAGUGGGACCCAGAGCUGGCCACCGGCGCCUGGUAAGGGACUGGGAUGCGGGGUGGCGGGGCUCGGAGUGGGGUGUCACUCACCCGGAGCCCCCGGCCAGGCACCCUGGUCCCGCUCGCUGCCCUUGGCUGGGCUCGUGCUGCCCGCAGGGCGGUGGUCCUCUGUCCAUCUGCCCGUCUGCCUGCCGCAUACCCCCUUAGGAUGCACCACAAAGCAGGGGGGGGGGCUGCGGAGGCCAUGGUUGGGGUGUCACCCUUUGCCUACAGGCACCCAGGUCACUGCGGGGGCCAAGCUCGUGGUGUGGCUGGGUCCCUGCCCCCAGGGUCACGUCUCCGGCACAGCCGGCGGCCAUGGGAUGGAGCGGGCAGCGGUGUGCCCCAGGCGUGCCUGCUGGCGGGAGGGUUGCUCGAGGCUUCCGCGGUGGCCGGUGGCUCCCGUCCCCUGGCCCUAUGGGUGCAGCCCCCUGUAGCCCUGCUUGGGGGCCCCAGCCAGGCCCCACAGCCCCCUCCCCACACAGGCGUUGCCGUCCGCCUGCCGCAGUGGUGCUGGGCACGUCAGACAGGUUUUAUGGCUUCUGGGGAGAAACUGCUCAGCAAGAGGCUGAGCAAAAGCAUCGACCGCGCCGCGCCCCUCCCCCUCGCGCCGCUGCCUGCCUUUCCCCUGCCGCACCCCGCACCCCAUCCCCAUGGGGGGGCAGCGGGGCCUGGCCCCACCGCGGGGUCUGGGAUGGUGCCUGGAGGCUGCCCAGCAUAGAGGGAUCCACACCCUGUGGGACCCCCACGUAGGGAUCCUGGGGGGAACCGUGCCUUAUGGCACUCCCCCGUGUGGGGGUGACGCCAUCCGAGCAGGACUUUACCCAAGGGACCCCCAUGUGCGGAGCAACCCUGUCCUGAGGGACCCCCCACAUGGGGACGCUGCCUGGGGGCAUCCCCCAGCGGACCCCCACGCGG